This is a messenger RNA of Cyphellophora attinorum, 993 nucleotides long. RefSeq lists its product as uncharacterized. The record is from RefSeq and is a predicted model, not a curated record. The transcript is spliced from 2 exons. Lineage: Eukaryota; Fungi; Ascomycota; Eurotiomycetes; Chaetothyriales; Cyphellophoraceae. The coding region runs from base 1 to 993 and encodes 330 amino acids.
AUGGACGGUGACCCGGAGGACGAGCGUUCGUAUAUACCGGGGUCGAAUGGCACACAUCUCGAGACUGGCAGUCUAGGCAAAUUCAGCGGCCCGUUGUUUAGCUCAGAACCGGAGGCGUACGAUGAAGAAGUCUCUCAUUCGACAGCGCCAUCGACAGCUCCGUCUUCCUAUCACUCACUGGCCAACAGAACGAACAAUCUGCCGGCUCUCGCGCCGCGUCCAAAAGGCGUACCAGCCAGCGUGACUUCUGCAACUAGCGAUGUAGAGAAGUCUCGCGGCCGUCGCAACCGUAACUUCGACGAGGUCAGCUUACAUCGUCGUCUCGCGUGUCCGUACGCAAAGAUCGAUCCGAUAAGAUUCUCUCCCGUCAACAAGGACGAGAAAAGCUUCCGUGGAUGUUCCAGCUGCGUGCUUCGGAAGAUCGCUGUGGUGAAGAAUCAUCUUGCUCGUGUGCAUGCCGAGCCUACGAUUUACUGCCCUAUCUGCUACGUUUCAUUGAGCACAGUCGAGGCACUGCAACAGCACAAAGAUGCCGACCAGAAAUGUAGGCCAAGGCAGCGACCUUUUCUGACCGCGAACGAGCUUGAAGUCAUGAACACAAAGCGAGCCAAGGUCCGCAACCCGGUGGACACUUGGUACGAUAUCUUCGAUACAAUCUUUGGCGCCAGCCAGCCCCGGCCGCCGGAUCCUUACGCUUCGUCUAUGGGCGAUGCAGCCGUCAGCUCGUAUGAGCUUUUAGCGGAUUUCCAGGACACAUUCAAGAAACGACUGAGCUCAGUGGACGGGAUACCUCCCGAGACAAGAAGCCUGGUCGAGCAAGUGCUGUCUGAAACUGCGACCGAUGUUGGCUCAAAGCUGUGGACUGAAAUGACCAACGGAGGAGCAGCGGUCGAUGCGUCUAGAAGAUCGUCAACCACUGUGCUGUCAGAGUCGAACGAUGUUGACAUCAAUGAGUUCAUGAACAUGAAUGACUGGUCAGUCUUACCGCCUUGA